Molecule: messenger RNA, 1252 nt
Organism: Chlorocebus sabaeus (green monkey)
Lineage: Eukaryota; Metazoa; Chordata; Mammalia; Primates; Cercopithecidae
Source: RefSeq, a predicted model, not a curated record
GUUUCCAUUUCUAUUUCAGUUAAUCAGGUGUUGCUGUUCCUUCUGAUCGUGACCCUCUGUGUGAUUCUGUAUAAGAAAGUUCAGAAGGGGACUGUGUCCAAGAAUGAUGCAGAUGAUGAAUCCGAGACUCCUGAAGAACUGGAAGAAGAGAUUCCUGUGGUGAUUUGUGCUGCAGCAGGGAGGAUGGGUGCCACUAUGGCUGCCAUUAAUAGCAUCUACAGCAACACUGACGCCAACAUCUUGUUCUAUGUAGUGGGACUCCGGAAUACUCUGACUCGAAUACGAAAAUGGAUUGAACAUUCCAAACUGAGAGAAAUAAACUUUAAAAUCGUGGAAUUCAACCCGAUGGUCCUCAAAGGGAAGAUCAGACCAGACUCAUCGAGGCCUGAAUUGCUCCAGCCCCUGAACUUUGUUCGAUUUUAUCUCCCUCUACUUAUCCACCAACAUGAGAAAGUCAUCUAUUUGGACGAUGAUGUAAUUGUACAAGGUGAUAUCCAAGAACUUUAUGACACCACCUUGGCCCUGGGCCAUGCAGCGGCUUUUUCAGAUGACUGCGAUUUGCCCUCUGCUCAGGAUAUAAACAGACUCGUGGGACUUCAGAAUACAUAUAUGGGCUAUUUGGACUACCGGAAGAAGGCCAUCAAGGACCUCGGCAUCAGCCCCAGCACCUGCUCUUUCAAUCCUGGUGUGAUUGUUGCCAACAUGACAGAAUGGAAGCACCAGCGCAUCACCAAGCAAUUGGAGAAAUGGAUGCAAAAGAAUGUGGAGGAAAACCUCUAUAGCAGCUCCCUGGGAGGAGGGGUGGCCACCUCCCCAAUGCUGAUUGUGUUCCAUGGGAAGUACUCCACAAUUAACCCCCUGUGGCACAUAAGGCACCUGGGCUGGAAUCCAGAUGCCAGAUAUUCAGAGCAUUUUCUGCAGGAAGCUAAAUUACUCCACUGGAAUGGAAGACAUAAACCUUGGGACUUCCCUAGUGUUCACAACGACUUAUGGGAAAGCUGGUUUGUUCCUGACCCUGCAGGGAUAUUUAAACUCAAUCACCAUAGCUGAUAUAACUCUACCCUUAAAAUACUGCCUGUCUAGAAAUGUGGAAUUAUCUCUUUGUAGCCAACUAUAACAUUGUUCUUUAUGAACAUUACCUUUGAUACAGAUGAGCCACAAUAUAAAAACCAAAAACUACUGUGUGCAAAUUAUACCUUGGACCAUACAGGCAUUGACUGACUUCUUUAAGUACAUGUGUUAACUAUGGAAA